This is a messenger RNA of Cucurbita pepo subsp. pepo (vegetable marrow), 1226 nucleotides long. RefSeq names its product ras-related protein RABH1e. Gene Ontology annotation, molecular function: GTPase activity; GTP binding. NCBI's taxonomy places the organism in Eukaryota, Viridiplantae, Streptophyta, Magnoliopsida, Cucurbitales, Cucurbitaceae. The record is from RefSeq and is a predicted model, not a curated record.
GAAGGACGAGGGUCGAGUUUGGCGCGCCCACGCAGUGCAGGGGAAGGAGGAGGAUAAAAGCGCAAAUUAGUUGAACUUUUUAAACAUUUGACUUUCGCGUCUUCUCCUGCGUGCAGGUGUGCGUGCUGCUGCGCCACCCGGAGAGAAACCAACUUUUAAAAAAAACUUCUAAGCGAUUAUCCAUCCUGAUUUUUCUUUCCUCCCAGAAUUUCCUUUUCCGCGGUUUGCUUUAGAUCUAUCUUCUUGCUCCACUUUCCUUUGAAUUUUCACCGAUACACCCUUAUUGCCUUCAUGGCGACGGUUUCUCCUCUCGCCAAGUACAAGCUCGUCUUCCUCGGCGAUCAAUCCGUUGGUAAAACCAGCAUUAUCACCCGCUUCAUGUACGACAAGUUUGAUACCACCUAUCAGGCUACAAUUGGAAUUGACUUUUUGUCCAAAACAAUGUACCUUGAAGAUCGAACAAUUCGGUUGCAGCUUUGGGAUACUGCUGGACAAGAAAGAUUUAGGAGUCUCAUUCCAAGUUACAUAAGAGAUUCCUCUGUUGCAGUAGUAGUCUAUGAUGUAUCUAAUAGACAAUCGUUCUUGAACACCACCAAGUGGAUUGAGGAGGUACGAACAGAACGGGGUAGUGAUGUGAUCAUUGUUCUUGUUGGGAACAAAACUGAUCUUGUUGAGAAAAGGCAAGUUUCAAUCGAAGAAGGUGAUGCCAAAUCACGGGAGUUUGGAGUCAUGUUUAUAGAAACUAGUGCCAAAGCUGGGUUCAACAUCAAGCCUCUCUUUCGUAAGAUUGCUGCAGCACUGCCAGGGAUGGAAACUCUGUCAUCAACAAGGCAGGAGGACAUGGUUGACGUAAAUUUGAAACCCGCAGUGAAUUCAUCCCAGACGGAACAGCAAGGAGGAGGUUGUGCAUGCUAGAGGAUAUGUAAGUUCAAUACAUAAAGCAAAAAAAAAAAAAAAAAAAAAAUCCUGCAGAAUUGAAGUAGUAUACGCAAUCAUUUAAAGGUGAGAAUUAGUUCAACAAAUUGACAUUCGAAAUUUUCUAACGAUAUGAUGGUUGUAAUAUUGUAUGCCAUUACAUUAGAUUCUUUUUGGGUUCCAAAGAACAAAUCAUUCUUUUGCCCUCUCGCAUGUUGAGAUUUUUAUUUUUGAUUUGUGAUGGCUUUCUAAAAGUUGACCAACUAUAUCUAAUUGCGGAGUACAUGAAACUAUUCCGUUGUUUAUUACUA